Cryptomeria japonica (Japanese cedar) is the source of this 4083-nucleotide messenger RNA. RefSeq lists its product as uncharacterized. Bases 2171 to 3796 code for a protein of 541 amino acids. NCBI's taxonomy places the organism in Eukaryota, Viridiplantae, Streptophyta, Pinopsida, Cupressales, Cupressaceae. The transcript is spliced from 6 exons. The record is from RefSeq and is a predicted model, not a curated record. Gene Ontology annotation, molecular function: DNA-binding transcription factor activity.
CUUGUUUUAGUAAGAUAAAAGCUAUCUGAAAGUGAGGGGGGAUGGAGGGAUGAGUGUUGAAAUCGAUGUUAAUUAUGUUGAAUUUUUUAAGGUGGGUUUUAAUCAUACUUAAAUUCAUUAUUUAGACGUUGGUUGUUUGAGAAUCCAGGUGGUUUCGGGGAGAGAGAUUAGGAGGAGUGAAUCUAGGUGUGAUGGAUUCUAGAUGUUUGGUUUUGAAUAGAUGUGGUGGAAGUAGAACUAGAUAUAAAUACUAUCUUCUUUUUGCGUUGGGAUGCUUGCGAUUGGGAUUCUGAUUUAUUGGGCAGAAAAAAUGCAUACAGCCAAGAGAGAAACAUGGGUAUUGAUAUGGAUUGAGGAACAAACAAAGGGGAAUAAUGAUUCAAAUACCAUUUACCAUGCUAAUCCAACUGGGUAUACAGUGGUGAGGGCCUACAGGGUGCUUAAAGCUGCUUUUGUGCGUUGCAGAGCUAGAUGCUAGUAGCUAUUUAGGAGGGGAGGCAUGAAUGCAGAGAAUUGGUCUUAUGUGCAAAUUUAGAUCUUAGGAGGGGGCCAGUGGGGGCAUGGAUUAAUGAGCCGAGAGCAUGACCAUGGCAGCUGAAGUGGGAAAGGAGAGCUUUAACGGAAGUGGGUCAUGCAGGUGAGCAAGGAGGAAAAGCGGGGCCACAAAAAGCCAAAGUGUUCGAUUGAUUGCAGCUGCUGUUUUACUUCUUUGAUGUGGGUGUAAUGCAUGUUGGGCCCUCAAAGACAUAGGCUUAUGGAUAGAUUGAUUCAGAUUCUGUUGGUUUUGCAACACUGCACACGUGUGAUGAGGUGAUAGGAAAUUGGAAUAGUAGGAUUUCAUAAGAAUUGUGUUGUAGGCUCUAUGAAUCUGGAGCUGCCUGCACUUGUGUACCACGCGGUGGGCAAAAACAUGAUGAGAGAUCAGAAAGUUCCUCUUUCUAUUCUUUUGUUCUCCUUGAGAGCAAGCACUGCAGCUUUCCUUAGAAUUAGGACAUAAUGGUGUUGGAUCUGUUGCCACAGAUACAUAUAUCUUGCAAGCUAAGCUUUAGACAGAUAGGGGAGGGCAAAAUUUGUUAAAAAGUAUAUAUGUUGGUACGCAAAACAGCAGAGAGGAUACCAAUCUUAAUCAGAAAUUAGAAUCAACUGGCACUUAUAUGAUAUUCCUGGUUUCCUUGAUGCAGUUUCUCUCCGUGAUCAUAUUCCUCUUCUAUAAGUAGUUUAACGUUGACUAUUUCUCUCUUGAUGCCUGGUAUGUGUUUUGUUUCCCCCCAUGUUGACUGUUGUUAUGUGAGCUGUUGUUACUCUGAUCUGUAGGACGAUAUAUUUUAAGAGGCAAUUGGGUAUACAUACCUGCUUUUCAUAGUUCUGCUGAGAAUCAGAAAUUCUUGUUAUAUAUAACCAAUUGUGGGUAUAUGAUCUUCUUAUCCACUGGGGUUCUGUAUGUGCCUUGCCUAACCAGGGAUUGUGAAUAUGUGAAUAACCUUCUCUUUCUAAUGCUGUUCCACCCGUAAAGGCAAACAGUAGUGGGUUUAUAGGCACAUAUCUGCUUAUCUAUAGAGCGAUUGUGCUGCCUAUUGCAAGGAAAUAUUUCUGGGUUUGUAAGCAUAUAGAUGUCUCCUCCGGCUGGGUCACAGGAGUUGUGUGUUUCAUAUGUCAAACAACUGUAAAGGGCGUUGAUUGGUCAUCCUUUUUGUUUUCAGCCAAACAAUUGGAGGUGUUUGUAUUUGUGCCAGAUCCUCCGAUUUCUUUUCUCCUUUGAGGCUCUUUUCAUGGCAGUAGCAUCUAUCAACUGGGUCUAAGUUCGACCUCUGGCAGCAAACAAUUGUAAGUGCAAACUUGACUCCUCAUAGUUCUGUUUUCUGAAGAUCUUUGUAACCUUGCGGGAAUACCAAUUCUAGAUAUGUAAGCCUAUGCCAGCUUCUCUUAGUUCCGCCCCUUUAAAUCAUCCCUGUGAUCCAAUCUUCUGGAGUUAUUUGUAUAUUCCUUAACGUGUCUUGCUAGCAGUUCUAGUUUAACAUAGGAGCUAUUUUUUUGGGGACUCCUCAGUCACUUCAAAAGUUGUGUAUAUCCCUAUUCUGAUAGUCUUCGAGUGCACUUAGAUAUUAACUACAUAUAUAUAGUCUAUUUUGCUAAGGACCUGGCAGUUCGGGAUUUUCGUGUUGGAUGUUAGAUGGCAAUGCUGCUGCUGAGAUCAGGCGGUCUGUCUGGUCUGGCUGGCACUCAGAAGGUCCCUCUGUCAUCCUUGACCUACACCAGGGAAGGCAGCAUCAGUGGCAACAUGAUACAGGAGGAGAACUCACAGCAUCCACAUCAACAAAGGAGCUCCAGAUCGAGCAGGAAGUCAAAGAACGGUCAGAAGAAGAUCCCUCAGCGUGGUCUAGGUGUUGCCCAGCUGGAAAAACUACGCCUGGAAGAGCAACAAAAGCAGGAGGCAGCCUGUUUGGCAUCUCUUCAAAGAGCUCAUGCCCUCCCUCCAUUUACAAGUGCACUGCAUUCUCAGGCCGCCUUGCAUCCUCAGGGGAAUUCUCUUGUUUUUACUCAUAAUUGUGCUUCACAAAUCAAGGGCAGGCCUCUUGAACAGCACCAGCCAUUCAUGUCCCCAACAAAUAACUGCAAAAUGUCAGAUUCCAUUAUUUCUAUGGUCAAUCUCCACUCCAUAAAUUAUAGGCAACAGAUGGGAUUGGGCAGCAGUAACAGUAGCCCACAGCAGCAGUCACCUAGGGAAGAAAACAGGGCGUUGACCAGGAAUAGGAGCAGUGACCCAGAGUCAAGUGUGACUAAUGUAGGUGUGGCCAGUUCUGGCUUUGUCUCAGGAUCAUGGCCUGCUCAGACAGGCAAUGGUGAAGAUAUGAAUCGAUAUUUGAAUCAGGAAAUGGAUACGAGAAAAGCAAACAUGUUUUCAUUAAGAUUUCAGAACUCCUCCAGCCCUCCAAAUGAGUUCAGAUUUUUUGAACCCUUUCUAAGAUCUCCAGCCCCAUCACGGAAGCUGCCAGUGGUGAGCAUUUCAUCGUCUGGAGCUACCAUGCAAUUGGAGCCCCCUUCAAACCAAAGCUACUCAACAACUCCUUCCUAUAAUGAGGAAGACAGGAUUGCCGGCAUAAAACGACCCUGGCCUUUCUCCCAAGAGAAUCCUACUUGCCCAGUUCAGUCAAAAGCUACUUGCCUGAAUGUUGGGAUUGGCAUUCAUCAGAAAUUCGAGAAUAUUGGCAAUUCAAAUAUAGAUAGAUUAGAGGCUAUUAAACACGAAUCUCCUGGCAUUUUCAGAAAUUCUUUGGGUAUUUCUCUUGGAUCCCUCAAGAAGAAGACAGCAUGGCAAGCAAACUCUGAAUUGGCAUCCCCAGGUGAUCAGCCUCAUUCUGAGAUAAGCUUCUCAUGUGACAGUGGAAGCACUCCUAAGAUUGAAACUCCUGAUGGCUCCUUUUUGACUCUUGGUUUGCCUCAUCCAACUGAUGGGGAUUGUCGUGGGAACGAACUUUACUGCAAACCGAUACAACAUUUCUCCACUUCUGAAACUAGUGAUGAAUGCGGACUGCCAAACAACCCUUCAAUCCAUCUAAAUCAGGAAAUUAGUGGAGGCCUAAGCACCACAGCGGUUUUUCCAUCUAAUGGAUUGCUUAAACAUUGCUCCAUCAAAUCAGCAGAUUUUAGACACCAGGAGGACCAAUCUGUGCCUUUUUACAAAUUUCUGCAUACCCUGAGCGAUCAAGGAACUGCAGACUUUAUUUGUUUGGACAAAAAAGUAAGCAAUAGAGAUCCAAAGGAAUCGGUUGAUUUGAAAUUAAGGUUAUCUCUCUGAGUGGUAGAGGCUUAGAAGGUUAACAUGAAUUCCUUAAAUGUGAAGCGAUAAGGAUAUUUAUAUGGGUUAAGUACCCAUUUCCCCCACUCCUGUUUUGGUUUUUAAUUAACUGCUACUCCUAGGUAUUGAUGAACCAUCCAUAUAUUUGGAUGGGAGUACACUGAUUGUUUUGUUAUUUAAAUAUAGUCAAAUGGAGGGAGUACUGACUGUUGUGCAUCGAUUUGUUUGUAAGAUGCCCAAAAAAUCCUGUUUUGUACUCCGAUAUUAAUGAUGUUUUUUUGAGUGAA